This is a messenger RNA of Phymastichus coffea, 9405 nucleotides long. RefSeq names its product mucin-2-like. The transcript is spliced from 17 exons. NCBI's taxonomy places the organism in Eukaryota, Metazoa, Arthropoda, Insecta, Hymenoptera, Eulophidae. The record is from RefSeq and is a predicted model, not a curated record. The coding region runs from base 1 to 9405 and encodes 3134 amino acids.
AUGACAAACUUCAACCUAGACAUAGCAAUGUCGAAGGUAUUGAUAUUAUUUUGCCUCGUAACUUUUGGAGCAACAUUCUCUUCAGCACAUUGGUGGUAUUCAGUAAAAAAAUCAUGUCGCCCACCUGGUUUCAUUUGUUCAAAUGACAAUGAUUGCUGUGAUCCAUUUAUCUGUAAUCCAUGGGCACAUCGUUGUACUAAACGACCAAAUAAUUUACCACCUGGACAAACUUGCAUCCCUGCAGGUUCUCUCUGCAGCAAAGAUAGCGAUUGUUGCGAGUCGCUCAUUUGUAACAAGUGGGCUAGACGUUGUGCGAAACCACGAACCACCACCACCACAGUAACUGUACCAACAACCGAAGGAAGUAAAAGUAGCGAAGAAUCUUCUGAAAGUUCAGGUUCUACUUCGGGAACUUCAACAGUACCAUCACAUAAGAUAUGUCGUUGGCCUGGAAUGAGAUGUUCAGAUGACAGCCAGUGUUGUAAGCCUUUCAUAUGUAAUCCCGGGGCAAAUCGCUGUACCAAAAAACUACCAAAUUAUCCACCCGGCCAAACUUGUAAACCUGCUGGUGCAAUUUGUAAAAAAAAAGAAGAUUGUUGUGAAUCAUUGAUUUGCAAUCAAUGGGCUAGACGUUGUACGAAACCACGAAUCACCACCACAGAAACUGCACCGAUGACGCCAGAAAGCGGAAGCAGCGAAGAAACUUCUGUAAGUUCGAGUUCUACUUCGGCAACUUCAACAGUACCAUCACAUGAGAAAUGUCGAUGGCCAGGAAAAAGAUGUUCAGAUGACAGCCAGUGUUGUAAGCCAUUCAUCUGUAACAAAUGGGCAAAGCGUUGCAGUAUAAGGAAAUUUCCACCUGUACCAAAUUGUAUACCGCCUGGUGCUCAUUGUACCAAAACGGAAGAUUGUUGUGAGGGAUAUCUUUGUAAUCCGUGGGCACAAAGAUGCACCAGACCAAAAACCACAGUGGCGCCUACUACUAGCACCACUACAGUGGCGCCUCCUACUAGCACAACUACAGUGGCACCUACUACUAGCACCACUACAUUGGCGCCCACUACUAGCACCACUACAGUGGCGAGUUCUACUAGCACCACUACAGUGGAGCCUCCACCUAGAACCACUACAGUGGAGCCUCCUAAAACCACCACUACAGUGAAGCCACUUACUACCACCACUCCAGUGGAGCCUACUAAACCAAACACUACAAUGGAGCCUCCGACUAGCACUACAGUGGCGCCUACUACUAGCACCACUACAGUGGCGCCACUUACUACCACCACUUCAGUGGCGCCACCUAAUAGCACCACUACAGUAAAGCCUCCUACUUCCACCACUACAAUGGCGCCUACUACUAGCAACACUACAGUGGCGCCUUCUAGUAGCACCACUACAGUGGAGCCACUUACUACCACCACUACAGUGGCGCCUACUACUAGCACCACUACAGUGGCGCCUCCUACUAGCAACACUACAGUGGCGCCUUCUACUAGCACCACUACAGUGGAGCCACUUACUACCACCACUACAGUGGCGCCUACUACUAGCACCACUACAGUGGCGCCUCCUACUAGCACCACUACAGUGGCGCCUACUACUAGCACCACUACAUUGGCGCCUACUACUAGCACCACUACAGUGGCGCCUCCUACUAGCACCACUACAGUGGCGACUCCUACUAGCACCACUACAGUGGAGCCUCCACCUAGAACCACUACAGUGGAGCCUCCUAAAACCACCACUACAGUGAAGCCACUUACUACCACCACUCCAGUGGAGCCUACUAAACCAAACACUACAAUGGAGCCUCCGACUAGCACCACUACAGUGGCGCCUACUACUAGCACCACUACAGUGGCGCCACUUACUACCACCACUACAGUGGCGCCACCUAAUAGCACCACUACAGUAAAGCCUCCUACUUCCACCACUACAGUGGCGCCUACUACUAGCAACACUACAGUGGCGCCUUCUAGUACCACCACUACAGCGGAGCCACGUACUAUCACCACUACAGUGGAGCCGGCUAUUGGCACCACUACAGUCGAGCCUCCUAAAAUCACCACUACAGAGGAGCCUACUACUAGCACCACUACAGUGGAGCCACAUACUACCACCCCUAUAGUGGAGCCUUCUUCUACCACCACUACAGUAGAGCCGGCUAAUAGCACCACUACAGUGGAGCCGCCUAAAACCACCACUACAGUGGAGUCUUCUACUACCACCACUACAGUGGGUCCUCCUACUAGCACCACUACAGUGGAGCCAACUACUACCUACACUACAGCGGAGCCUCCUACUACCACCACUACAGUGCGUCCUCCUACUAGUACCACAACAGUAGAGCCACCUACUACCACCACUACAAUGGAGCCGCCUAUAACCACCACUACAGUGGAGCCUCCUACAACCACCACUACAGUGGAACCUCCUACUACCACUACUACAGUGGAGCCAACUACUACCUACACUACAGUAGAGCCACCUACUACCACCACUACAAUGGAGACGCCUAUAACCACCAUUACAGUGGAGCCUCCUACAACCACCACUACAGUGGAACCUCCUACUACCGCUACUACAGUGGAGCCACCGACUACCACCACUACAGCGGAGCCACCUACUACCACCACUACAGUGGAGCCUUCUUCUACGAUCACUACAGUGGAGCCUCCGACUAGCACCACUACAAUGGAGCCGCCUAUAACCACCACUACAGCGGAGCCACCUACUACCACCACUACAGUGGAACCUCCUACUACCACCACUGGAGUGGAGCCACCGACUACCACCACUACAGCGGAGCCUCGUACUACCACCACUACAGUCGAGCCAACUACUACCUACACUACAGUGGAGCCUCCUACUACCACCACUACAAUGGAGCCUCCUACUACCACGACUACAGUGGAGCCGGCUACUGGCUCCACUACAGUCGAGCCUUCUAAAAUCACUACUACAGUUGUGCCACCUACUACCACGACUACAGCGGAGCCUCCUACUAGCACCACGACAGUAGAGCCACAUACUACCACCACUACAGUGGAGCCACCGACUACCACCACUACAGUGGAGCCGCCUACUACCACCAAUACAGCGGAGCCAGCUACAAGCACCACUACAGUGGAGCCGGCUACCAGCACCACUACAGUACAGCCACCUACUACCACCAAUACAGCGGAGCCAGCUACUACCACCACUACAACUAGCACCACUACAAUGGAGCCUCCUACUACCACGACUACAGUGGAGCCGGCUACUGGCUCCACUACAGUCGAGCCUUCUAAAAUUACUACUACAGUUGAGCCACCUAUUACCACGACUACAGCGGAGCCUCCUACUAGCACCACUACAGUGGAGCCCGCUACGAGCACCACUACAGUGGAGCCUCCUACCAGCACCACUACAGUGGAACCUCCUACUACCACAACUACAGUGGAGCCGCCUACUACCACCAAUACAGCGGAGCCAGCUACAAGCACCACUACAGUGGAGCCGGCUACCAGCACCACUACAGUACAGCCACCUACUACCACCAAUACAGCGGAGCCAGCUACUACCACCACUACAACUAGCACCACUACAAUGGAGUCUCCUACUACCACGACUACAGUGGAGCCGGCUACUGGCUCCACUACAGUCGAGCCUUCUAAAAUCACUACUACAGUUGAGCCACCUACUACCACGACUACAGCGGAGCCUCCUACUAGCACCACUACAGUAGAGCCACCUACUACCACCACUACAGCGGAGCCACCUACUACCACCACUACAGUGGAACCUCCUACUACCACAACUACAGUGGAGCCACCGACUACCACCACUACAGCGGAGCCACCUACUACCACCACUACAGUGGAGCCUUCUACUACCACCACUACAGUGGGACCUCCUACUAGCACCACAACAGUAGAGCCACCUACUACCACCACUACAAUGGAGCCGCCUAUAACCACCACUACAGCGGAGCCACCUACUACCACCACUACAGUGGAACCUCCUACUACCACCACUGGAGUGGAGCCACCGACUACCACCACUACAGCGGAGCCUCGUACUACCACCACUACAGUCGAGCCAACUACUACCUACACUACAGUGGAGCCUCCUACUACCACCACUACAAUGGAGCCUCCUACUACCACGACUACAGUGGAGCCGGCUACUGGCUCCACUACAGUCGAGCCUUCUAAAAUCACUACUACAGUUGUGCCACCUACUACCACGACUACAGCGGAGCCUCCUACUAGCACCACGACAGUAGAGCCACAUACUACCACCACUACAGUGGAGCCACCGACUACCACCACUACAGUGGAGCCGCCUACUACCACCAAUACAGCGGAGCCAGCUACAAGCACCACUACAGUGGAGCCGGCUACCAGCACCACUACAGUACAGCCACCUACUACCACCAAUACAGCGGAGCCAGCUACUACCACCACUACAACUAGCACCACUACAAUGGAGCCUCCUACUACCACGACUACAGUGGAGCCGGCUACUGGCUCCACUACAGUCGAGCCUUCUAAAAUUACUACUACAGUUGAGCCACCUAUUACCACGACUACAGCGGAGCCUCCUACUAGCACCACUACAGUGGAGCCCGCUACGAGCACCACUACAGUGGAGCCUCCUACCAUGGAGCCAACUACUACCUACACUACAGUGGAGCCUCCUACUAUCACCACUACAGUGGAAACGGCUACUAGCACCACUACAGUGGAGCAUCCUAAAACCACCAUUACAGUGGAGCCUCCUACUACCACCACUACAGUGGAGCCUUCUACUACCACCACUACAGCCGAGCCUCCUACUACCACCACUACAGUGGAGCCAACUACUACCUACACUACAGUGGAGCCAACUACUACCUACACUACAGUGGGGCCUCCUACUACCACCACUACAAUGGAGCCUCCUACUACCACGACUACAGUGGAGCCGGCUACUGGCUCCACUACAGUCGAGCCUUCUAAAAUCACUACUACAUUUGAGCCACCUACUACCACGACUACAGCGGAGCCUCCUACUAGCACCACUACAGUAGAGCCACCUACUACCACCACUACAGCGGAGCCACCGACUACCACCACUACAGUGGGACCUCCUACUAGCACCACAACAGUAGAGCCACCUACUACCACCACUACAAUGGAGCCGCCUAUAACCACCACUACAGUCGAGCCUCCUACUACCACUACGACAGUAGAGCCACCUACUACCACCACAACAGUAGAGCCACCUACUACCACCACUACAGUGGAGCCUUCUUCUACUAUCACUACAGUGGAGCCUCCGACUAGCACCACUACAAUGGAGCCUCCUACUACCAUGACUACAGUGGAGCCGGCUACAAUCACCACUACAGUGGAACCGGCUACCAGCACCACUACAGUACUGCCACCUACUACCACCAAUACGGCGGAGCCAGCUACUACCACCACUACAGUGGAGCCACCUACUAACACCACCACAGUGGAGCCACUGGAGCCUCCAACUAGCACCACUACAAUGGAGCCUCCUACUACUAUGACUACAUUGGAGCCGGCUACAAUCACCACUACAGUGGAACCGGCUACCAGCACCACUACAGUACAGCCACCUACUACCACCAAUACGGCGAAGCCAGCUACUACCACCACUACAAUGGAACCUCCUACUACCACGACUACAGUGGAGCCGGCUACUGGCUCCACUACAGUCGAGCCUUCUAAAAUCACUACUACAGUUGAGCCACCUACUACCACGACUACAGCGGAGCCUCCUACUAGCACCACUACAGUAGAGCCACCUACUACCACCACUACAGCGGAGCCAGCUACUAUCACCACUACAGUGGAGCCCGCUACGAGCACCACUACAGUGGAGCCUCCUAUUACCACCACUACAGUGGAGCCUCCUACUAGCACCACUACAGUAGAGCCACCUACUACCACCACUACAGCGGAGCCAGCUACUAUCACCACUACAGUGGAGCCCGCUACGAGCACCACUACAGUGGAGCCUCCUAUUACCACCACUACAGUGGAGCCUCCUACUAGCACCACUACAGUAGAGCCACCUACUACCACCACUUCAGCGGAGCCACCUACAACCACCACUACAGCGGAGCCUCCUACUACCACUACGACAGAAGAGCCACUUACUACCACCACAACAGUAGAGCCACCUACUACCACCACUAAAGUGGAGCCACCUACUACCACCAUUACAGCGGAGCCUCCGACUACCACUACGACAGUAGAGCCACCUACUACCACCACAACUGUAGAGCCACCCACUACCAUCACAACAGCGGAGCCACCUACUACCACCACUACAGUGGAGCCUCCUACUACCACUACAGUGGAGCCUUCUUCUACCAUCACUACAGUGGAGCCUCCUACUAACACCACUACAGUAGAACCACCUACCUCCACCACUACAGCGGAGCCACCUACUACCACCACUACAGUGGAGCCUCCUACUACCAUCACUACAGUGGAGCCUCCUACUAGCACCACUACAGUAGAGCCACCUACUACCACCACUACAGCGGAGCCACCUACUACCACCACUACAGUGGAGUCUCCUACUACAACCAAUACAGCGGAGCCAGCUACUAUCACCACUACAAUGGAGCCGGCUACGAGCACCACUACAGUGGAGCCUUCUUCUACCAUCACUACAGUGGAACCACCUACUACCACCACUACAGCGGAGCCUCCUACCACCACUACGACAGUAGAGCCACCUACUACCACCACUACAGCGGAGCCACCUACUACCACCACUACAGUGGAGCCGGCUACGAGCACCACUACAGUGGAGCCUCCUAAAACCACCACUACAGCGGAGUCUCCUAAAACCACCACUACAGCGGAGCCUCCUACUACCACCACUACAGUGGAGCCUCCUACUACCACCAAUACAGCGGAGCCAGCUACUAUCACCACUACAGUGGAGCCGGCUACGAGCACCACUACAGUAGAGCCACCUAAACCCACCACAACAGUAGAGCCACCUACUACCACCACAACAGUAGAGCCACCUACUACCACCACUACAGCGGAGCCUCCUACUACCACUACGACAGUAGAACCACCUACUGCCACUACAGUUGAGCCUUCUUCUACCAUCACUACAAUGGAGCCUCCUACUACCACCACUACAGUGGAGCCGGCUUCUGUCUCCACUACAUUCGAGCCUUCUAAAAUCACUACUACAUUUGAGCCACCUACUACCACGACUAAAGCGGAGCCUCCUACUACCACUACGACAGUAGAGCCACCUACUACCACCACUACAGUGGAGCCUCCUACUACCACCAAUACAGCGGAGCCACCUACUACCACGACUAAAGCGGAGCCUCCUACUACCACUACGACAGUAGAGCCACCUACUACCACCACUACAGUGGAGCUUCCUACUACCACCAAUACACCGGAUCCAGCUACUAUCACCACUACAGUGGAGCCUUCUAAAAUCACUACUACAUUUGAGCCUCCUACUACCACUACGACAGUAGAACCACCUACUACCACUACAGUUGAGCCUUCUUCUACCAUCACUACAGUGGAGCCUCCGACUAGCACCACUACAAUGGAGCCUCCUACUACCACCACUACAGUGGAGCCUCCUACUACCACCAAUACAGCGGAGCCAGCUACUAUCACCACUACAGUGGAGCCGGCUACGAGCACCACUACAGUAGAGCCACCUACUACCACCACUACAGCGGAGCCACCUACUACCAUCACUACAGUGGAGCCUCCUACUACCACCUAUACAGCGGAUCCAGCUACUAUCACCACUACAGUGGAGCCUCCUACUACCACCAAUACAGCGGAGACAGCUACUAUCACCACUACAGUGGAGCCGGCUACGAGCACCACUACAGUAGAGCCACCUACUACCACCACUACAGCGGAUGGAGCCUCCUACUACCACCUAUACAGCGGAUCCAGCUACUAUCACCACUACAGUGGAGCCUCCUACUACCACCAAUACAGCGGAGCCAGCUACUAUCACCACUACAGUGGAGCCGGCUACGAGCACCACUACAGUAGAGCCACCUACUACCACCACUACAGCGGAGCCACCUACUACCAUCACUACAGUGGAGCCUCCUACUACCACCUAUACAGCGGAUCCAGCUACUAUCACCACUACAGUGGAGCCGGCUACGAGCACCACUACAUGGAGCCGGCUACGAGCACCACUACAGUGGAGCCUCCUAAAACCACCACUACAGUGGAGUCUCCUACUACCACCAAUACAGCGGAGCCAGCUACUACCACCACUACAGUGGAGCCACCUACUACCAUCACUACAGUGGAGCCUUCUUCUACUAUCACUACAGUGGAGCCUACGACUAGCACCACUACAAUGGAGCCUCCUACUACCACGACUACAGUGGAGCCUCCUACUACCACCAAUACAGCGGAGCCAGCUACUAUCACCACUACAGUUGAUGGAGCCACCUACUACCAUCACUACAGUGGAGCCUCCUACUACCACCUAUACAGCGGAUCCAGCUACUAUCACCACUACAGUGGAGCCGGCUACGAGCACCACUACAGUAGAGCCACCUACUACCACCACUACAGCGGAGCCACCUACUACCAUCACUACAGUGGAGCCUCCUACUACCACCUAUACAGCGGAUCCAACUACUAUCACCACUACAGUGGAGCCGGCUACGAGCACCACUACAUGGAGCCGGCUACGAGCACCACUACAGUGGAGCCUCCUAAAACCACCACUACAGUGGAGUCUCCUACUACCACCAAUACAGCGGAGCCAGCUACUACCACCACUACAGUGGAGCCACCUACUACCAUCACUACAGUGGAGCCUUCUUCUACUAUCACUACAGUGGAGCCUACGACUAGCACCACUACAAUGGAGCCUCCUACUACCACGACUACAGUGGAGCCGGCUACCGGCUCCACUACAGUCGAGCCUUCUAAAAUCACUACUCCAGUUGAGCCACCUACUACCACGACUACAGCGGAGCCUCCUACUACCACUACCACAGUACAGCCACCUACUACCACCACUACAGUGGAGCCUCCUAUUACCACCACUACAGUGGAGCCACCUACUACCGCUACUACAGCGGAGCUAGCUACUACCACAACUACAGUGGAGCCUCCUACCACCACUACAGUGGAGCCUUCUUCUACCACCACUACAGUGGAGCCUUCUUCUACCACCACUACAGUGAAGCCACCUAUUAUCACCACUACAUUGGAACCUUCUACUAUCACCACUACAGUGGAGCCGGCUACUGACACCACUACUGUGGAGCCUGCUAAAACCACCAAUUCAGAGGAGCCUAUUACUACCACUACUACAGUGGAGCCUCCUAAAACCACCAUUACAGUGGAUCCUCCUACUACCACCACCACAGUGUAG